Engraulis encrasicolus (European anchovy) is the source of this 1695-nucleotide messenger RNA. RefSeq names its product UDP-glucuronosyltransferase 2A1-like. The record is from RefSeq and is a predicted model, not a curated record. The coding region runs from base 51 to 1616 and encodes 521 amino acids. NCBI's taxonomy places the organism in Eukaryota, Metazoa, Chordata, Actinopteri, Clupeiformes, Engraulidae. The transcript has a single exon. Gene Ontology annotation, molecular function: UDP-glycosyltransferase activity.
CAACUUCUCUCCUGUCCGAGUGAAGGGGAGGGAGAGGAAAUUGAGCCAGGAUGCUCAGCCAUCUGCUGCUGCUGGUCCUGGCGGCACUGUCUGUCUUCCUGUCUGUGUCCACUGGAGGCAAAGUGCUGGUGUUUCCUGUGGAUGGCAGCCACUGGGUGAACAUGAAGGUCAUCAUUGAGGAGCUGCACUCCCGAGGCCAUGACAUCACCGUAGUGAGAAGUUCAAGCAGUUGGCUCAUUAAAGCAGAGUCUCCUCUCUACACCUCUCUCACCGUCCCAAUGGGCCAGUUUGAUUACGACGAGGUGGACGACCUGGCAACAGCACUUUUGAAUAUACGCAUGAAAGGCAGAUCGUCUUCUACAGAGUCAGAAAUAAUGAAUUUGGUAGUGGAGCGGUUCGCGGAAAAUCACAAGAACAUUUGCACAGUGGUGACUAAGAUGUUUGAAGACGAGAGUCUAAUGAGGUCACUACGGGAUGCAAAAUACGACCUGGUCCUGACGGAUCCUGCUUUCGGAGGCGGGGUGUUCCUCGCACACCGGCUUCGUCUGCCGCUGGUGCUGAAUGUGAGAUGGACUGUGCGUGGAGAGGCUCACCUCGCCAUUGCCCCGUCCCCUCUCUCCUACGUCCCCUCUCUAGGGGCUGAGCUGACGGACAAGAUGACGUUCUUCCAAAGACUGCACAACGUCAUGAUUUACAUGGGCAGUCAGUACUAUUUCAGUGGAAUGAAUGAGCCGCACUACACAGAUCUCACCAAACGCUACUUUGGUGCUGACGUCACCGACUACUUCUCCCUGUUCCAGGACGCCGACCUGUGGCUCAUGAGGAACGACUUCACCUUCGAGUUUCCCCGCCCAACUAUGCCCAACGUGGUGUACAUGGGCGGGUUUCAGUGCAAGCCCGCUAAGCCACUUCCUGUUGACCUGGAAGAGUUUGUACAAAGUUCAGGGGAACACGGGGUCAUCAUCAUGUCCUUGGGGACGUUGUUUGCUAAGCUCCCAAAUGACGUCACAGAGGAGAUAGCUGCCGGUUUUGCGCAGCUUCCCCAAAAGGUCAUUUGGAGACACCAAGGGCCCAAACCGUCCACUCUUGGCAACAAUACCUUACUGGUGGACUGGAUGCCCCAAAACGACCUACUGGGCCACCCAAAGACCAAAGUGUUUGUGGCACACGGAGGCACCAAUGGUGUCCAAGAGGCCAUCUAUCACGGUGUUCCCAUACUUGGCUUGCCUUUGGUGUUUGAUCAACCUGAUAACCUCUCCAGAAUGGUCGUGAGAGGAACAGCAAAGGUGGUGGACAUUGCCACCAUGGACAGAGCCGCAUUUCUGGAGGCACUAAAGGAGGUGCUGUAUGAACCGUCCUACAGGGAGAACAUGCAGCAGCUCUCCAGGAUCCACCAUGACCAGCCCAUGAAGCCUCUGGACCGCGCCAUCUUCUGGAUCGAGUUUGUGAUGCGGAAUGGAGGCGCCCCUCACCUUCGCACACAGUCCUUCAGGAUGUCCUGGAUUGUUUACCAUUCUGUAGACGUCAUGGUAACACUGAUGACUGCUUUGCUUCUCCUCCUACUGAUUCUGUUCCUGAUCACCAAGAAAUGCCUCUCAGUCUUAGUUAAGAAGUAAAGUGAAAUCUGUAUAAUGUGUUCAUCAUCUGUAAAGGGCAAAGAACUACUACAUAUUUUCAGAUCUGCUGAUAUUGGGG